UUCAAGUGCACAGAUCGAACGGGUGCUCAGGUGCGAAGAAGACAAUUGUAUUCAAUAACAUUAUUAUGUCAACGUAUCUGACUGGUUCUUUGAAAAUAUAUAUGAAAUGCACAUUUUGUGUCAAAAGUUGAGUUCGCAAAGGAUUAAUUAAGCGAGGACGUUUGGAUAAGACUCAGAAGUGAUACAUAUCUUCAAUAUUCUGCCAGUGCCCUCUGAUGAUAUAAAAAGCUGCUGCAGGUUUGUUAGAGGAAAGGGUGAAAAAGAGGAAGCGAUGGCAGAGGGUAAAGCGGACAGUAACUGUAAUGGCAGCCCUGGGGGUGCUGGCGCUGGCCAUUUCACCAAACGGUUCCAGAGGUCGCUCAGCCGGGCCCAGGAGAAGGUAUUGCAGAAACUGGGGAAGAGUGCAGAGACCAAAGAUGAAGAGUUUGACCUGUGUGUCCAGAAUCUGGUCAAACAGCAGAGCGAUGGGAACAGAUUAUUCAAAGACCUGAAAGCAUUCUACCUCUCUGUGAAAGCGAUGCGUGAGGCCGCCAAACGCCUGUCCCAAACCUUGCUGGAUAUCUACGAGCCUGACUGGGUAGGGGAUGACGAUCUGCCUGCAAUCGUGGAGGGUGAGGACCUCCUGUGGAGCGACUACGAGGAAAAGCUGGCAGACCAAGUCAUUCGCACCAUGGACACAUAUAUGAGCCAGUUCCCAGACGUCAAGGAACGUGUGGCCAAACGGGGCAGAAAGCUGGUGGACUACGACUCCUCUCGCCACCACCUGGAGGUGGUACAAAAUGCCAAGAAGAAAGACGAGGCCAAAAUAGCAAAGGCUGAGGAGGAGUUCACCUGCUACCAGAGUGUGUUUGAGGAGAUAAACACAGAGCUGAGGCAGGAUCUUCCAGUGCUCUACCAAAGUCGAAUCGGAUGCUAUGUGACAGUCUUUGAGAACAUCUCCAGCUUACAGGAAGUCUUCUACAAGGAAAUGAACGCAUUCAACAGUGACCUCCAUUGCAUGAUGAAGAGCUUGGAGACUCAGCACUCCGACAAGGUGUUCAUCAUCAAAGGAUUACAACGGUCGGCCUCCAAAAACAUAAAAAAGAGACGAUCCUUCAGGAUUUCCUCUCCCUUCCAGAGUAGCACACUCUUCCCUGCUCUGGACCAGAGCUUCAGCCCCGUCCGCAAGCCCAAGGCCAGCAGCUCCAGAGAAACCCUGGAGCCCGGGACGCCAGCCAGUGAGCAAGCGGAGGGGACCCAAACUCCGCCCACUGAGGAAGCGGGGCCCGGGGCUGAGACCCUGAGCGAGAAGCCGGAAGAAGAGGAAAUGGAAGAGGAUGAGAAAAAGGAAGAAGAUCCCACCUCUGAUCAGCCGGACCAGAACUCUUCGACCAGUGCCUCUCCUUCCGCAGACCCGGAUGCUGCUGAGACCCUCGUCGUGAAUGGCACUCAGGAAGACCCCCCGGCACCGCUCGCAACCCCCGAGGACCCGGAGCCGAAGGGGGCGGAUACGGGAGACGCCACCAGCAACUCAGGAAACUUGCAGAAUGGCCCUGAUGCCAACACCGAAGUCCUCAAGGGAGAGGUCUCGCAGGAUAUGGAGGAGCUGCACAUCCGGGAGGAAGAGCCUCAGGCCAAGAGCAUUGCGACUGAAGAGGAGAAGAGCCCCCUGGUCCAAGAAGUGGGUCCUGAGGACCCCAGCAGGGAUGUCCCGCUGGAACAAGCCCAGGCGGUCCAGGCUCCGUGA
Messenger RNA from Conger conger (European conger), 1726 nucleotides. RefSeq names its product bridging integrator 2a (gene bin2a). Gene Ontology annotation, biological process: phagocytosis, engulfment; podosome assembly; plasma membrane tubulation. Bases 272 to 1726 code for a protein of 484 amino acids. The transcript is spliced from 13 exons. The record is from RefSeq and is a predicted model, not a curated record. Gene Ontology annotation, cellular component: podosome; plasma membrane; phagocytic cup. Gene Ontology annotation, molecular function: protein binding; phospholipid binding. Lineage: Eukaryota; Metazoa; Chordata; Actinopteri; Anguilliformes; Congridae.